This is a messenger RNA of Anopheles nili, 3921 nucleotides long. It is a transcript of the gene Asator, whose product is annotated as tau-tubulin kinase homolog Asator. Gene Ontology annotation, cellular component: nucleus; cytoplasm. The record is from RefSeq and is a predicted model, not a curated record. The transcript is spliced from 9 exons. Gene Ontology annotation, biological process: peptidyl-serine phosphorylation; signal transduction. Gene Ontology annotation, molecular function: ATP binding; protein serine/threonine kinase activity. NCBI's taxonomy places the organism in Eukaryota, Metazoa, Arthropoda, Insecta, Diptera, Culicidae. Bases 173 to 2878 code for a protein of 901 amino acids.
GUGUGGAAGCGAUGUACACCUUCGGUUGACCGCUACAUACGCCGUCUAGUGGUCGUAUGGUGCCGGACGCCAGUGCUUAGUGAGGUUCCCGAUCCGAGCAGGACUAACCCUCCCCACAACAGCCGCCACAGUGACGAGCGCCGCGAAACACCGCAGCCCGGACGUACCCAAGAUGGAUGAUCUGCUGCAGGCCGGCCACGUCGUGAAGGAGCGAUGGAAGGUGCUGAAGAAGAUAGGCGGCGGUGGUUUCGGCGAGAUCUACGAGGGUCAGGAUCUGAUCACCCGCGAACAGGUCGCACUGAAGGUCGAAUCGGCUCGCCAGCCGAAGCAGGUCCUCAAGAUGGAGGUGGCCGUGCUGAAGAAGCUGCAAGGCAAGGAGCAUAUAUGCCGGUUCAUCGGUUGCGGACGUAACGAUCGAUUCAACUACGUUGUGAUGCAGCUGCAGGGCAAGAACUUGGCCGAGCUGAGGCGUUCGCAGGCCCGUGGUGCCUUCUCGCUCAGCACGACACUGCGGAUUGGCCUCCAAAUACUGAAAUCGAUCGAAUCCAUCCAUUCGGUCGGCUUCCUUCAUCGUGAUAUCAAACCAAGUAACUUUGCCAUAGGAAGACUACCGCUCACUAGUCGUAGAAUCUACAUGCUGGACUUCGGCUUAGCUAGACAGUACACUACCGGUACGGGUGAGGUGCGAUGUCCCCGAGCUGCGGCAGGAUUCCGCGGAACCGUCAGGUACGCUUCGUUAAAUGCGCACAAAAAUCGUGAAAUGGGCCGCCAGGACGAUCUGUGGUCGUUGUUCUAUAUGCUUGUUGAGUUUGUUACCGGCCAGCUUCCAUGGCGUAAAAUUAAGGAUAAAGAGCAAGUUGGAAUGUUGAAAGAGAAAUAUGAUCAUCGUUUGCUACUCAAGCACUUGCCUUCGGAUUUCAAAUACUUCUUAGAGCAUAUUCAAUCCCUUAACUACGCCGAUAAGCCGGACUACGCGAUGCUGAUUUCCCUGUUCGAACGGUGCAUGAAGCGCCGUGGUGUGAAGGAAACAGACCCGUUCGAUUGGGAGAACAACGCCGACUACAGUGCCGGCGAAGCCAAAGCCAUCAACGCAGCUGUACCGAAGAGUGAACUAAUCAAAAAGCAUAAGGACGUCGAGAUGACGGAGGAAAAACGCAAACCGAUCCUGGACUCCGCUAAGGUCCUGCAUACGGAGCCGAUCGAAUCGAUGAAACCGCAGAACGUGCAUGCGGCGGGCGGGGCGGCGGCAGCAGCGGCGGCCGCCGCUGCCGCCGCCGCCAAGGCCGCCCUCAAUCACGCAGACCAACACGAGCCGAACGAGGCGAAGAUCCAGCAGGAGACCAAGACGGAUGCCGCACUUCCCGCGAUCGAGAUGGUGGUCGUAAAGGGUCUAAUAAGUUUCCCUAUUCACCAGAACGAGAUCCCACUGGUGCGGGCCCACACGGAGGUGAUGACAAAGCCGGCCAAACACGGCAGCAACCGGUUGCGGAUACUGACGGCACCACCCGUCAACAUCAAGGAUUUCUCCUCAUCCCUCGACAAGCAGCAGCAGCAGCAGACGCACCAUCAACAACCGCACCACCAAUCGCAGCAGGCGCACCACCAUCAUCACCAUCACGGCCUGCACGGUUCGACCGAGGCCAACAACCACUCGCUCGAGCUGAAAUCGAAGCUGCUGAAGACGGAAGCGGACGACCUGUCGUACUCACCGGCGGAUGGCAUUCUGCGCGAUCUCGGCCAAACGGGAGGCUCCCAGCGGCAGCAGCAGCAACAUCACGACCCGCAACACGGGCCGGCCGGAGGACACCAGCGGCAGAGCCUAACGCUCGGCAAGAGCCUGCGAUCGUACGGCAGCUCAACGACGGCCACCAGCAACAAGUACGCCGCACGCAACGACGACAAGAGCUGCCGGGACUACUCGAUCACGCAGCACGCGAUCGUCGACGACGACAACGCGAGCCAGUACCAGACACCGAAGUACCAGGGUGCCCUGACGCUGGCCUCACAGUGGAAGAGCCAGUUCGACGACUCGGACGACUCGACCGAUGGCCUGUGGAAGGGCGAGCAACAUUCCGAAAAUGCAUCGAAGAAGAACUACACUAACCUCAACAAGGGCAGCGUCGCCGCCGGUCUGCCGGCACCGCCGAAGGACUCGCAAGGACCUCCGGUUCCGUCGGUUCCACCGGUGCCGUCGCAACCGCCCCAGCCAAACGGCACCGCACACGGGGACGAUGAUGAGCGGGAGGAGGGUGCGGCUGAUGGGGCGGGCGGUCCGGUGCAGUCUACGCCACCUCCACCACCACCACCACCGCCGCCACCACCACCCGAGUGUGAUGAUGGUGCGCCGCUAGAGGACCCGGUGUUGGUGUGCGCAGAGCUGAUCAGCAAGGCGACGCUGUCCGUGAUCAAGCCGGAGCAGGAUGAGCAGGAUGUGCCCAUGGAGCAGAAGGAUGUGCCCGGUGAGGUCGAACCCCCCAAGCCGAAGGCUUCGCAGGAGCUGCUGGUGGUGAUGGUGGAUGAGCAAGCGGAGCGGGAGCAGAAGGACGACAAGCAGAAGCAAACGCAGAUGCAACAGGAGCAGGAGGAGCAGGAAGAGGAGAAGCAGGAGCAGGAGGAGGAGGAGGAGGAGGAGGAAGAGGAGCAGGUGGAGGAGCAGCUGGUGGAGCAGGAACCGGAGAUCCGGAAGGUGUUGGUGGGCGAGGAGGCAGGAGGUGAAGAGCCCGCCCCACCGGAAGGACCUCCACCGAUGGUCGUCAGCGUCGAAAGCCUGGUCGGGGGGUUCGAAGCGGUGGCGGCGGCGGCCGCAGCUGCUGCGGUCGCGGCCACACCCGUUACCGCCGGCGGCAACGCGGAACUAUCUAGUAAUAUUAACUCUUAACUCUCACACAACAACAACAAAAAACCACACACACUCACACACAACUCCUUCCUCAGCUAGCGAUUUUUUGUUUUGCCGCAGCAGCAUCGAAGCAUGAGCUUACCGGCUAUAUAGGGAUGUGCCAGCCCGCGAUGUCCUUCCACUGGCCUCGCACACACACACACGCGCGCGUGCGUGCACGAUCGCUCGUAUACACGCAGCUUAAAGCUUCGAGUGUUGGGAGCUCGUCUCAGUCCACGGUUCACUGUGCCGCAUCAACUGUUGCAGCGCAUCUAGUCUUCACCCGUUGGAUCCUGGCGAGUGUGUGUGUGUGUGUGUGUAUGUGUGCGCCAGUGCGUCGGAGAGAAGGAGAGCUGUUAGAGGCUGGGAUGCGAUUGAAAUCACGAUAGGAGUAAGGCAACGAUAGAGAGGUCAAAUGAAGGGCGAUAGAGGAGGGAUAAGUGCAGGUGUUCGACCCAAAAUGCGAAUGGCGGACCUUGCGGCAGCAGAAUCUCUCAGGUUGCGCGCGCGCGGACGAAUCUCCACGCCAGAUUCUCCUCCCUUUAUAAAUAACAAAAUAUUUAAAGCAACACAAAAAAAAACAGGAAACCAACGAUCUCGCGGGAAGGGACACAAGGUGCGUGCACGUGUGUGUAUGUGCGCGCGUGAGUGAGAGAUACAGAGGUCCUUGGGGAGGGAGGACCGGCAACGAGUGAGCGAAGCCGAGUGAGGGUGGAUGAGAAGAUGGACACUAGCGAAACAGCGCGGGUGGCUAGCGUUGCGUCGAGUUCACGAUACCAAAAUGAAUGCAAACAUGACAAAGCAGCAACACAACCAACCAUGAUACCAAAUGUGCGCGGUACCACACAUACACGUACAAGCGCAUACACACGCGGGCGUAUGCGGCAUGGAGGGAUGCACACCGGCGAAGGAUACGCGCGGUGGAGCAGCAGAAAAAGAAACAUACACGUGACAUGUGAGGACAACCAACGUGGGGGUUAGGGAGAAGAAAAAUACGCAAUGGAGGAUAAGCGAAUAAAUCAAUGAAUACCACAAUACCAAUA